AUGAAAUCCUUCAGGAAACUUGAGAUGAUUAAACAGGAUUUUGAGGAACAAAGAGCUAAAGAUAAAAUUUUUAAUGUAACCUCAGACAAAACAGGCGGUUUAGUAAUAAAAAGGAUGAAAGUAUUCAUAAGCAAGAAAAUCCUCAGCUUCAUAAAAGCUAUGUACCUAAGACUGUUUCAUAUUUAUAGAAUGUAUUUUAUUUGAAGGAACUUGAUAAGAGAAAAAGUGGCAAUAUCGCUAAACCUUCAAAAGUGACUCCUUCAAAAGGAAAUAAAUUUAAGAUUAUAAAGGUUAAGAGAAAGACAGAGUUGGGGAUGAACUCAAAAUCUAAUAACAAACCCUUGACAAGGCUUACAAAGAUGAGGAGAAAGAGCAUAUCGAGUUCUUCUGAAAGUUUUUCUUACAAAGAAGACUCUAAUGUAAAGGCCAAUGAUAAAAUUAAGGAGGGUAGAAUACCCACAUUAAGUACAAACCAGAUGACAAUGAGUACUCAAGGAUUUCUUAAUAUUCCAGUUAUAAACAUGGAAAAGUGAGUAAUUCACGACCCAUUUCUAAUUUAUGACUAGUUCUAAAACUCCGAUCAAUCAAAACUCUUCUAAAGUAAAAGAUCUUUGCAACAGCCCCUUGAUUAAAAAUCAUUCUUCAAGGAACACUAGCUCCAUCAUUGGAAGGAGGAUGGGCAAAAACCUAUCUGCAAUAGGCCCUCAAAAUACUAAAAUUUCUGCUGACUGAAGUAAAAGUGCGACUGUGAAGAAGUGUCCAAAC
Moneuplotes crassus is the source of this 765-nucleotide messenger RNA. The record is from the annotation of a GenBank genome assembly. Lineage: Eukaryota; Ciliophora; Spirotrichea; Euplotida; Euplotidae.